Alosa sapidissima (American shad) is the source of this 3456-nucleotide messenger RNA. It is a transcript of the gene klhl38a, whose product is annotated as kelch-like family member 38a. Gene Ontology annotation, molecular function: protein binding. The transcript has 4 exons. Lineage: Eukaryota; Metazoa; Chordata; Actinopteri; Clupeiformes; Clupeidae. The coding region runs from base 125 to 1876 and encodes 583 amino acids. The record is from RefSeq and is a predicted model, not a curated record.
CAGUGGUCCAGGAGCAAAGCAUCAGUGGGAAAUGCGGCGGUUCUUUCUCAGCUGAUCCGUGAGUGAUUGAGGGGGCGAACUGGCUGAAGUUUGUUCAGCGGGAAAGGGAGAGCAGACGGAUAGAAUGGCUACUUCAUCUCUCGAGGUUUUUCCUUUCAAGGACCCGGAGCUGCCAACACACCUGCUAAGUCAACUGAACAGUCUUCGCCAUGACCAGAUCUUUACAGAUGUACUUCUAUGCACAGAAGACCAGGAGAUCCCUUGCCAUCGUAACGUCUUGGUUUCCAGCAGCCCCUAUUUCCGUGCCAUGUUCUGUAGCAACUUCCGAGAGAGCAACCAGGCUCGCGUGGACCUGAAGGGCAUCUCGUCAGAGGUCCUGAGUGGCAUUGUGGACUACAUCUAUACUGGCUCCAUCACCAUCUCUAUGGAGCUUGUUCUGCCACUGAUGCAGGCGGCAUCAAUGUUGCAAUACGGACGCCUGUUCGAGGCAUGCUCUGUGUUCUUGCAAGGGCAGCUCAACCCGGACAACUGCCUGAGCAUGAUCCGACUCUCGGAGAUCCUGCACUGUGACAGCUUGCGCGAUCGGGCCAAGGAGAUGGCGGUGCGGAGCUUCUCUGACGUGGCGGCGUCGGAGGACUUCUGCGAGCUCUCCCUGCCAGAGCUCAUGUGCUACCUGGAGGACGACCGGCUCUGCGCCGAGGAGGAGCAGGUGUUCGAGACGCUGCUGGCGUGGAUCCACCACGACCCGUUCUCGCGCCGAGGCGCCAUCCACGACCUCUUCAAGAAGGUGCGCCUCCGCUACAUUCACCCGACUUACCUCUUCCAGUUCAUAGCCAACGACCCCCUUGUGCAGUCGUCUACGCUGUGCACGGAGAUCAUCGAGUCGGUGCGCCGGCUCAUGUUCUCGGUCAGCACCAAGUGCAUGGGUGAGCUCAAGCCACUCUGGACGACGCCUCGCCGCUACACCUGCCACGAGACUCUGGUCGUAGUCGGCGGCCGCAAGAACAACGAGCAGACCUCUCGCGAGGCUCUGCUCUACGACGAGCGAACUCAGCGCUGGCAGUGGCUGGCCAAGCUGCCGCUGCGGCUCUACAAGGCGGCGUACGUGUGCAUUCACAGCAUCUUGUACGUGGUGGGCGGACUUAGCCUCAGCCUUGCGUCCGGCGACAGUGCAGUCAGCGCCACUGUGUACACACUGUCGCUGAAAACCAACCAGUGGCGCACUGCCGAGCCCAUGUUGGAAGCACGCUACGCCCAUCAGAGCGUCUCCUACCUGCACUUCAUCUUUGCUCUUGGGGGCAUUGGAGCAGACAAGCAGAUCUCCAACACAGUGGAACGGUACAACAGCAUGUUCAACCAAUGGGAGGCCAUGGCACCUAUGCCAACACCUGUACUGCACCCAGCCGUGGCUGCCAAUGACCAGCGAAUCUACGUAUUUGGAGGGGAGGAUGCUAUGCAGAACCCAGUCCGAUUGAUUCAGGUCUAUCAUAUCUCUCGCAAUCAUUGGUCAAGGCUGGAGACCAGGACAGUUAAGAACGUGUGUGCACCUGCUGCUGUGAUAGAAGACAAAAUAUACAUUGUUGGAGGCUACACCAGACGGGUCAUCGCCUACGACACCAAGGCCAACAAGUUUGUGAAGUGUGAGAACAUGCGCGAGAGAAGGAUGCACCACUCGGCGACCGUCAUCAACAACAAGCUCUACGUCACCGGCGGUCGAUUUCUCAACAGCCACGACGCCAUCGAAGACUCCGACUGCUUCGAGUGUUACGACCCAAAAACGGACGUGUGGACUUCUAAAGGCUCGCUGCCGUAUAAGCUGUUUGAUCAUGGCUCCCUCCCGCUCAUCUGUGUUUCCAACAGGCCCAACCCGCCGUGAAACCCCGGGGGUAGGAUCCACACGGAAAUGUGUUGCUUCUCAGAUGCCCCCCACCUUUCACCCAUCAAUCCCCCAGAACGGCAAAGACUUAUGGGCCCCACAGCUGGUACCGGGAAGCAUCUAGGCCUGCUCAGAUUCCCCCGAUGGCUGCGGGGGCGCCCUGCAUUGCAGCGCUGGAGAAUGCUUCUGGAGCUGGAGCAUCUGCCGCGUCCUAAAUCAAAAGGAGAUUUUUGGGCUGGCGAGCCGAGUUGUCACAUCGAACGAGCGCCCUGGGGGAGUGCGCAGCAGGAGUGUGCCCAGAGGACAUGGGAGACUUGUGCAACCCUCUGCUGCUGUGCGCACAGAGAUGGGGCCCCUCACUGAUGCGUGGCUCGUGCCCCAAAUACUCUCCCCCUCACCAUCUAAUCCUGCAAAUAGAACUGAAAAGGGCCUGGAUAUUAGUAUGCAUGAUAGGACAACUUGGUUUGGAGGCUAUUUAUCGCUUAAGGGUACCAACAGAGCUUUUUUUCCAUCAGAAAAGCAUUGACGCCACAUGACACCAUUAAGGCAUUAAAAAAAACGUUGUGGAUAAUAUACAUUCCUGCCCUGAAACCUUGGGCUAAUGUUUUCACAUGCUAACAGAAUUGCUGAAUGUUAGAUUACAGGAGCUGAUGAUUUUGGGAUAAAAGUGAGAUUCAGCAGGUGGCCCACGUCCCCAAGACAAUGCGGCCACUUACGUGAGGAGAUGAUUGGUUUUGGCUGAAUCCCUUCAGUGGGCGUUUGGGAAUGACAAGAGCCAUCUUGUGUGAUGAGAGACCAGCAGGAUGUGCUCUCUGCCAGUGUAACUGUCUCUCCUCACUGCUUCAGAGAUCUGCUCUUGAGCACAAGGUGUUAUUGUAUUUGAGAGGAAGACUCUGUAGCGGUGAUGACACAUUUCCAGAAAUGACUCCUGUAUGGCAAUAAAAGUGGAUCCUAUGGAGAGAGUAUGAGAAAAGACAAUUGACAGUUAAGGGCUAGGACAUGAGAGAAAGAAGGCAAAAUGGAGAUGAAAGCACAUUUGACGUGUUUGGCCUUCUCUUAAAAGCAGUCAUUUUGAGACAUACUCGACACAAAGAUGUCCCUGUACUGAGUGGUUUGCCAGACUUGCAGGUCACUUAGGAGUGCCUUAAUACCAUUGAUACACAACUACAGGAGGGAAAAGGAAAGGCGUCUCUGGUUUCACAGCGGACGCCGCCAGUGUCCUAUCCAGCUGAUUCCAUUCUGAGCUAAAGCACAUUUCACCCUGCGGUGCCAGAUAGCCCUUGACAACUGUAGCCAUGGGAACCAGGAGCCAAAUGACUAAGACAGACCUGUUUUCCCACUAGUCUUAUGGAGACAGAUGUAUAUGACACUAUACAAAGUCAUUUUUGCACCCACAACACUACUACUUUGUAUACAACUGCACUAUCCAGUGACAAAGACAACUUCUGCAGAGGUUUAACUUUUGAUUGUAGACUGUGAAUGCAUUUAUAUUUUGUCUCUUCUUCCUGUGACUGUUUUGUAAUUAUUUGAUAUAAAACAUGUCUAUAAUCAAAAGUGAUACAUAAAAAAACAGGGGUCGU